CGCUCCGUGCCCACUCAGGGUCCUCUGGAAGCUACAAGCUAGCGUCGAGAUUGUCGCGUCAUGUCUUGGCCUCUCUCUCUCGCUCUCUGUGAUUCUUGAGCUUAUGCUGAGUGCUGCAUCUUGCCAAAUCUGGCGCGGACAGCGAGGCAAAGUCGACGGAAUGCCCAGUCGGGAGCUGAGUGCGACUCCUGGGACAUGCGGUGGGCGAACUACUGGGCGGCUGUCGCUUGACAACAUUGAAUGAAGCAUGCUGUGCAGGACGGACACGGCCAGAGACCACCGCAACGGCCCAGACCACAGGAAACCCAGGGUCCUCGUCCUCCGCUUCUGCCCCGGUCCCACCCCGGAGGAUGAACCGGAGACCAGGGCCAUUCACAGGCUAAAGGAGCCAGGCGGCGAAGUCCUUGGGAGAACAUUGAGGAGCACAAGGCUCUGCCUGCUCCAUUCGCUCUCGUCCUCCUCCCCUUUCUCUUGCUUGCCCGUUCCAGAAAAAAAUGUUGGCUGCCAGGUUUGGGGGCAAUCCACCCAACUGUCGUCCUUGGCGUUGGCUUGGGUGGAUAUUCUCUCCUCCGCUCAAAGCAUGAGCCAAGGCUGUGAUCCUUUGUCGCCUCUCUGCGCGCGCGCCCGCGCAGGUUUCCCACCCCAGCUUCCUCUUUCUGCGUCCGUCCUGGUUACGUGGCGUCCCGUGGAUCCUGCCAUGCUCGUCUGUCUCUGUGUACCUGCCUUUCUCCACAGAAUGUCGGCGCAGGCAGGCAGGGUCGAGGCAUGGCACACACACACACACGUGGUGUGUGCCUGGCUUGGCCGAUCUUGUCGCACGUCGUGUGCGCGCGUAGGGGUCCCGCGGCCGGCCCUCGAGCUCCCGUCUCGUCUUGGUCUCGGCGCACAUAGAUAGGUAGUCUUGGUUCCCCGUUUGUUCGGUGCCCGCGGUGCUUGGUGUUUCGUGAACCUUGGUACAUAUCCCCAAGUCUUCGAACUCUUGUCGACCUUUGUUCUGCGCAACCAACCUACGCCCAAUUGCAAGCGCCUUUCCUUGUCGAACCUGUCCACUGGGA
Microdochium trichocladiopsis is the source of this 1055-nucleotide messenger RNA. RefSeq lists its product as uncharacterized. The transcript has a single exon. Bases 248 to 895 code for a protein of 215 amino acids. The record is from RefSeq and is a predicted model, not a curated record. NCBI's taxonomy places the organism in Eukaryota, Fungi, Ascomycota, Sordariomycetes, Xylariales, Microdochiaceae.